AUGAUGACUGAGAGCCCUUCUUCCUGCCAGACACCUCCUGCAAUUCCUCGUCCUGCUAUCCCUGCUUCGACACCGUCCCCAUCUCCUUUGCCCAAGAAUGAUUCCAAGGUUGACAAGAGCAACAAGACUGUACGAGAAGAGCCAUUGCCCUUGACCACGUCAGAAGGGCCUGCCAAAGGAAACCCACCGUUGGACAAGGAGACCCAGGAGAAACUUGUCAAGGAUGUCUCUGCCGCAAAGGAUGCUGUGAAGUUCUUGAAGCAGGGCUUCCCGAAAGAGACCACCGGCAGGAAGGGUACUGGGGAAGCUCCUACUGGUCGGGGUCGUGCCAAGGGACGUGGCAAGGGUGGCCGAGGCCGUGGGAAGGGUUCCAAAAAAAAGGAGGAAGCUGAGGAACUUCCCGAGACACACACGGGUUUCGGGGACGAGGAUGAUGAUGAGAUAGUAGACCUACUUGAAGAGUUAGAUGAAGAGUCAGAUGCAUCUGUGGAUGCACCAACUGAGCGCUUGUCACAGCCGCGCACUCCUCCCCAGCCCAAGGCAGCCGCCAAGGCCAAGACCAAGGCAGCAACAGCACCGAAGACCAAGAGAGCACCGAAGGCAGCACCGAAAAAGAAGGAGAGCUCGAAGGCAGCACCGAAAAAGAAGGAGAGCUUGAAGGCAAAGGCGAAGGCGAAGAGCAAAGCGUUGACCAAGUGCAAGAGCACCCAGAAGCGUGCUGCCUCCAGUGACGAGGGACGUGUGCCGACUGGAGACCAUUCUUUGAGACAUGCUUACCACAAACACCUCAAAGACAGCAUGGCUUCGCUCAAGAAGGAUGGCAUCACAGGACGCGCUGCACUCAAAGAAGCUCGCUCCACGUCCCUCAUCGAAAAACAUAUUUGUGUAAUGGGUGAUCCCCCUAAAAGAAUAGAUUUUUCUAUGUCCCUUAGAGGCAAAGACUUUUAA
This is a messenger RNA of Cladocopium goreaui, 948 nucleotides long. The record is from the annotation of a GenBank genome assembly. Lineage: Eukaryota; Dinophyceae; Suessiales; Symbiodiniaceae.